GACAGUCGCGGCAUUUGAAACAGCUACAUCCGUAGCGGCAUAAAAAGGCUACUUUACACCGUAUUUCCCAUCUUUGUGGUGCAUUGAAAUGAUCGAUAUGAUCGAGAAGGAGGACCCGGUCAUCAGCGAGGAGGAGGCGGCACAGUACGACCGUCAGAUCCGUUUGUGGGGCCUAGAUGCUCAGAAGAGGUUGCGGGGUUCUCGUGUGCUCCUGGCUGGUUUAGGUGGUCUGGGGGCAGAAGUGGCCAAGAACUUAAUCCUGGCCGGAGUUAAAGGACUCACUUUGCUGGAUCAUGAACUGGUGUCAGAGGAGUCAUGUCGAGCUCAGUUCCUGGUUCCGGUGACGGCUCAGGGUCAGAACCGAGCCCAGGCCUCUCUGGAGCGAGCGCAGAACCUCAACCCAAUGGUGGAGGUCCACGCAGACCCAGACAGAAUCGAAGACAAACCAGAUGACUUCUUUCUGCAAUUUGAUGCGGUGUGUCUAACAGGCUGCUCCAGAGACCUGAUGGUGCGAGUCGACCAGCUCUGUUCUCAGCGCAACAUCAAGGUCUUCUGUGGGGACGUCUACGGUUACUAUGGAAACAUGUUCUGCAACCUCGGACAGGAGCACCACUAUGUUGAGGAGAAACCCAAACUGGUGAAACCAACUGAAAACUCUAACGACGGUCCAGAAGUAAAGAAAGCCAAAGUCGACCCCAACGAGACCACCAUGGUGAAAAAGACAGCGAGUUUCUGCACUUUGAAGGAGGCUCUGGAGGUUGAUUGGACGACUGAGAAGGCCAAAGCGAGUCUGAAACGAACUCCCGUGGACUACUUCCUGCUUCACGUUCUGUUGAAGUUUCGUACAGACAAAGGCCGUGACCCCGACCCACAAUCCUUUGCUGAAGACAGUCAACUCCUGAGACAGAUCCGUGACGACGUCCUCGGGGCCUUGGCAGUGAGCAGCGACCUUCUGAGUGAUGACUUCAUCAGCUACUGCUUCUCUGAGAUGUCUCCAGUGUGCGCUGUCGUGGGAGGAGUUCUGGGACAGGAAGUGGUCAAGGCUCUCUCCCAAAGAGACGCUCCACAUCGGAACUUCUUCUUCUUCGAUGGUCGUAAAGGCAACGGUGUCGUGGACUAUUUUGGCUCCAAGUAAAACACCUCACAGCUGUGCACCGGACAGUUUCACACAUAAAUACAAGUCCAGCAAACUUCUGUCUUUCCGUUGGUUUGUGAAGAUUAUUUAUAUUAGUACUUGCUCCACUUUUCAUAAAAUUCAUCUGUUGUUCCAUUUUUGUCAUUUUGUCUCAAGUGCACUGUGGAUUU
Chelmon rostratus (copperband butterflyfish) is the source of this 1305-nucleotide messenger RNA. RefSeq names its product SUMO1 activating enzyme subunit 1 (gene sae1). The record is from RefSeq and is a predicted model, not a curated record. Gene Ontology annotation, cellular component: cytoplasm; SUMO activating enzyme complex. The transcript is spliced from 9 exons. Gene Ontology annotation, biological process: protein sumoylation. Gene Ontology annotation, molecular function: SUMO activating enzyme activity. Lineage: Eukaryota; Metazoa; Chordata; Actinopteri; Chaetodontiformes; Chaetodontidae. The coding region runs from base 89 to 1135 and encodes 348 amino acids.